Messenger RNA from Zalophus californianus (California sea lion), 4990 nucleotides. Its product is annotated as spermatogenesis-associated protein 31D4-like. The transcript is spliced from 4 exons. The record is from RefSeq and is a predicted model, not a curated record. Lineage: Eukaryota; Metazoa; Chordata; Mammalia; Carnivora; Otariidae. Bases 286 to 4701 code for a protein of 1471 amino acids.
GCUAUACGUGGAACAAUUAGAAAAUUUCAUUAAGGUAGCAUGUAUGAUAUGAUGAAAAGGUGUUGGAAAAUAGGAUGGCAGGGUAGGGCAGAGACCUGAAGGACCUAGGAGGGGUGGAGGGGUCUUCUGGGAUAGUGGGUGAGGGAGGGGUGUGGACACACCCUCUUCAGUUGCCCCCCUUUGUGACUCUUAAGUGGUCUGUGAUAUAAGCUUGGGGAGGAUAUAUAUUCAGCCUCUGCACACUUAAGAGCUCAGUUGCCUACAGGCAGCCUUGCGAUUCAGACAAUGGAGUUCAAAACCUGGAAUGUUCUCUCAUGUCUGAAUACCUAUACUGAACCAUGUCUGAGCUUCAGCUCAACAUGGUUAGAGACUGACCCCAACUUCACCUUCCUGUGUGGGUUGGGAUUGCUUCUUCUGUUCCUGUGCUACCUGAUGCUUCCAUUUCCAACUUGGAAAACCAAACCCACCCAAAAGCGUCAGGGCAGAGCCAAGAGGAGGAGGAAAGGUGGGACUCUGAAAGACUACAGAUGCUACCAGAGAGAAGUGGAGGAAGCCCAGAAGCUGAUCUCUGUUUUAAGAAGCCCAGUAGGCCGGCAUCAUGAUACCAUCUCCUUUCAUCAACUGCUAUGCCCAGACCCCUCCUGUGAGGUGUGUAAUAGAACAACUGCUGAGAUCAAUCGGCUGCUGUUCCCGGAGGCCCUGGAAGAUGCUACUCCCUUGGCUUCCACAGCCCCUGUGACUUCCUCAUCGUUCACUCUCUCCCCUGACUCCUCAGCAGUCCCUCCAGGAGACCUAAUAUCAGCUUCUCUGCCUGAGCCUUCCCCACCACCUGCCUCCACCUUCUCACCUAACCCAGUGACCCCCUUGGCUGACUUUUUUCCACCCUCACCACCGGGUGGCUCUUUGCCACCAGAGUCUUUUCCUCCCUUGCAUUCCGAAUUCCCAAAGGACAGUUUCCCACCCCAGUCCCUUGCCUUUCCUCCAAUCCCACCAAAUCAUGCUCAGACAGUGGAUCCUGUUGUCCAUCCAGAGGCCACUUUGUCUCUAAAUACCAUCUUCUGUCCGGACUCUGCCCUUUCCCAAGAUGUCAACCCCUUACCGGAGUUGUCCCAGAUGGUAAAUCCCACUGAGACCUUUGCUUGUCAUAAUGCACCACCAACCCUGUCUGUUUCACCACCACCGGACUGCAGUUUAACUAUGACUCAACCUAAAUCGAUUUCCAUCUCAAAGAAGCCUGUUCCAGAGAUCUCAUCUCCAGAUAGCUCUGGUGGGUUGUCUACUUAUGUCCCAACAAUCACAGGCUUUAACCCCUCCAGAUUGUCAAUUUUAGACUUCCCUUCGUGGCAAACUCAUGCCAAAGAUUUCUUCCCUUCAACCUUGGCUCCAUAUGAUUUCCAUCAAGAGUUUCUGGCCCUCCAUUCUUCAGAGGCUUCUUCCGGGGAAGACCCUGCAGCCAAGCUUGUGGAGCCUGCUAACCUCUCACUUCUCAGCCCCGAUGGCUUGGCACUCCUAGAGGAACAAGUCCGAAAGAGGAGUGACUUCUGGAUGUGGAAGGAAAUGAAAAAGAGUUCUGUUCCAAAACAAACAAUUGCCGAAAAACAUGACUUGGAAGUUUCCCUUCCUUUCUGGAGCAGCAAAGAUCAAUCAAAGGAGCUGCAUGUGCAUCGGCAGCCCCCAUAUCCUACAACCACCUUGAAGGAGGGCCAUUUACAGCAAACCCCUAUCCAGUUCUUCUGGGGUCUCCCAACUCUGCAUAGUGAGUCCUUGUUCUCUGUUGCCCAUGUCUUAGAUAAUUGUUCCUCCAUCUUAAUUUUUAACAGAGUCUCGAAUGCCUCCACAGAGCAGGAAUCCCCAGUAGUUCCCCAUCCUCUUCCUCUGUCCUUGCCCCAACCCCAGCCCCUACCUAUCCCUCAGGUCCAGCCCCAGGCCCACCUUCAGUCCCCACUCCCCAUCCUGUCAUCUGGUCCUCUAACCCAGGUUAAGGUCUGUGGAGUGUGUUUGCACAGACCUGAGAUGGAAUCAGAGUCUCUCAUACCAAAUGAAAUGCAACAUCUGGAAUGGAACGUGUUGCAGAAGGAACAGGAAACUGUGUGGGGUUUACCCACUGUUGUCCAAAGAUCCCAGGAGGACUUCUGUCCUUCAGCUCCUAAACCUCUUACUCACCAGGCCUCCCAGGCCCGUGUUGCAAUCUCUAUCCUUCCUGGACAGUUUCCUCUCACCGAUGAGCUUCGAAGAAAACUAGAGCGUCACCUUCGAAAGAGGCUCAUCCGACACCAGUGGGGCCUGUCCCGUAGGAUCUGUAAGUCUCUAUCACUGAUGGGUCCGAGUAUUUUUUCAGAGACACCUAACUUGCAGCGCUAUCAUGGACGCACAUGGAUCUCUAAGAGUGAGAGUAAAUCGAGCAAAUCUGAAAGCGAUGAGGGGGACUCAGAAAUGAGUCAGCUGGAGGACGAUGACCUGGAGAAGGACAAUGAUGAUCUGGAGAAGGAUCAGCGACACAACCCAGAGAAUGGCCCAAAAGAUUAUCUGUUGAGUGACCCAGAGAGCUCUUCAGGUAAUGAUAUGGGGUAUGAUUCUGAAAAAGAACUUAGGAGACCAUCAGAGAAAAACUCAACAGUGUCUGUGGAGACUAUAGGUCGGGGACAAUUUGAAAAUGUCUUGAAAAUUCACUUGAGCAAAAAGUGUGAGGAAAUUAAUGAGGGUCAGCUCCCCGGGCCUGUGCAUAAUUCAUGGCAUACUAUGACGCAGACGUCGCUUCUUUUUGAGAACUCCCACACUGAAAUAAAACACAGAAGUUUGCCACCAUCAGAGGUUCAGGACUACUCCCUGAAUACCUUCCGGGAGCUUCCCUUUCUUGAAUCUAGUGCACAACAGAUGCUGGAAGCCCAUAUUAAAAGGUUUCGUAUGAUGAUGACACAGGGCCUUCCCUCCAGGGUCCUUGAAUCCAUAGAGCUCUUUAAAUUGAUAAAGGACACUUCCCAUUCUAGCUUUUCCUCCUCAACCAACCUGAUUUCUGAGCUAAAUUCUAAACCUGGGGGCUUCAACUCCCUCAGAGGAAGCUCUAAAUCUCUCCAUGGAGACAAAGUGGGAACAGCAAAUUCAGCCUCCAUCCUGGAUCGUCCUCUCCCUGCCGCCUCAACUGUGGGCAAGGAAGAACAGAGAAGUCUGAGGCAAUCACCCUCUGAUAUCAACCAUGAGUUAGCAGAGGAUGUUCAGAAGAUUAAGGAUGGCACACAGACUCUUACACCUGUCAAACAUGACACCAUAGGCAACAGAUGGCCCCCAAAGCUGCCUGCAAGGGAAGCUGGGGCCGGACAUGAGCCAAAGGAUAAGAGUGCAAAUUCUGGAGGUAGAGGAGGGAUGCAACAGGGCAAAAAGAAUCUAGAACCUGUCUUUGUGCCCACAGUGUCCAGGGUGAUAUUCAGGGUCAAGGAACUUGAUGCUCAUCAAUCACAAUCUAAUAUCUUGACAACCAGCAAGCCAGUAAGCUCCCAAACCAUAAAGGUGAAUGUUAAUAAAGCCAAAACUACCAUCCCCAUUAAAAGCCCCCCACCAAACAUAUCAAUUCCCCAAGAUCCUAAAUCAUCAAAGCUUAAACAACAACUCUUGUGUGAGCUAAAGUUUAAAUUGGAGGAGAGAGAGCAUAGCCGGGCGCAAGCCCACCACACUGGCCUGCCCCCUGCCUCAGAUAGUUUGACUUACAAGGCCUCACUGACUCAUGCCCAGGGUGUGUCCAGUGGGGACAUGGGAGCUUCUCAGGUGCUGCAUGUCCAUACAGAGGACACAGGAAUUAAUAUGGAACAACAGCAGGAGCCUGGGGUCCGUAAGCAUGUCUUACGGAAGUGCCAGAAUAAGAAUCUCCCACCAGCUGCGGUGACCAUGAGCCCUCCAGGCUCCAAGGCACAAGAGCUUGGUGGAGGGGAUGCAGGACUGGGGACAUCCCAACCUAAAAGGAACAGUUUCCCUACUGAGGAUGUGGCAUUGAACAAGAGGUUCCCUACUCAGGACGUGCUAUCGGAAAAGCCGGGAAGCAAGCCUUCCCAGACCCUAUCACAGAACGGUCAGCCGCCUCCUGAAAGCCUUUCACAGAAGGGUCAGCCUCCUUCUGAAAGCCAUUGCAGAAAAAAAAUGAAGCGUUUUUUGCAAUGGCUUAAGCCAGGGAUAAAAUGCAAGAGGCAAGAAAACUCCCAGGAAAAGGGCAGCCCCCGAUCAUCUGUGGAAAGCAGAGGCCUACUUAAAGGUAGAACUGCCUUUACUGGGGCAACGGAAGCUCGGAAAAUCGUGACAGACGGGACGUUCCUAGAGGAGAAAAUGGGGCGUUGGCAUGCAAUAGAUAGCACCUGCCCUCAACAGCCCAUUCCCUUCCCAACCAAGUAUGGGAAAACUCAGCAGAAAGCACAAGUGCAGGCUCAGGCACAGCCUGUCCAGGGCCAUACUGGAAAUAUUAGACAGAUCAGAGACAAGGACAGACAGCCCCAGAAAGCUGUGGCAUUUAAGGACCAGCGACUGCAUCCCCUAUCCAUGCCCCACAGGGAGCCUGCACCCCACCCACAUGCCACCUGCAGGCAUCAAGCUGGCCAGGGGCCUCCGGCCACUCUCACCACUGCUGGAGGCACUGUGUUCAGAGAUCUGCCUCUACUAUUUAGGCAGAAAACCCUUCUCCAGAAUUUCCACGGGGGGAUAUUUCCCACCCCAAAAUAAUCCCUUGUGAGGAAUAUUGAUUCUCUCCAAUAAAUAUUGCUCUAAUAAUAGCGAUGUCUGUUCUGUGUACUGUACUGGGGGCAUGGCUUUCGGGUAACUCGGUUCGGCUGUUACUGAUUGCUUCCUUUGGCUUCUAAAAGGUGACCAGUCUCCUGGAGCUCUUGAGAACUAGAUACCAUGUGCCCCGCAAGACCCCCAAAGCCCAUUUCCUCUCUGAUGAAGUUUGAGGAAAUGAGCUCUGUCUCCUGCCCUUUAGCUUAGCCUUACUGAAAAUGUAUAGUAGCUCACA